Messenger RNA from Penicillium cataractarum, 1275 nucleotides. Its product is annotated as FAD-binding monooxygenase. The transcript has 5 exons. Lineage: Eukaryota; Fungi; Ascomycota; Eurotiomycetes; Eurotiales; Aspergillaceae. Gene Ontology annotation, biological process: secondary metabolite biosynthetic process. The coding region runs from base 1 to 1275 and encodes 424 amino acids. Gene Ontology annotation, molecular function: FAD binding. The record is from RefSeq and is a predicted model, not a curated record.
AUGGUUGGACGAACACUGAUCAAUGUUGCAAUUAUUGGCGGUGGACCAGGAGGACUGGGAACGGCCAUCGCUCUAUCCCAACUCCCCUUCGUUCAGGUCAGUCUUUAUGAGAAAAAUCCGGAACCUCGUGAGGCUGGUGCAGGAAUAAGUCUUAGUACGAAUGCAUGGAAAGUCCUCGACUUGCUUGGAGCCAGUAAUGGGGUCAAGGGAGGCUCCAAGGCAAACACACACCAACGGAAUGCCCAUACAGGAACAAUUCUCAGUGUGGUACCAUCGCCGGAAAACUCCAAGGCAGACUCUCGCGGGGCGAUUCGUGCCCGCAGAACGCGCCUCCAAUCGGCACUGCUCUCACGAGUCCCAGAAGGAAUCAUUCGAUAUGACAAAAAGCUCAUCCAUCUGGAAGAUCUAGCAAAUGACGGAGUGCGGUUAGUGUUUCAUGACCAGACCGAAACAGUUGCAGAUCUUGUCGUCGGAGCGGAUGGAAUACAAUCUGAACCAAUUUCGCAGAUUGUCCGCCGGACACUACUCCCAAAUCAUCACCUCUCUUUCACAGGAACUAUUGCAUGGCGCGUGAUUGUCCCCAAAGCAAACCUGGCUCAUAUUUCCGACAUCACAUCCUUCACGAGCUGGUGGUGGGGUGAAACCGGUCAUGUCUAUUUUUCAGAUGUCGAUGAUGACAGCGAGGAAACCCCGCAUUUUGAAAUCACUGUGCGUGGAUAUCGCGAGCCUGAGAUCCCUGGAAAAACUGUUGUCUGGGGAGUUCCUGCCACCAACGAUCGUGUGGAGUCCCGUGUUGAGAAAUAUGACCAGCGAAUCAAAGACGCUGUCAACGUUGUUCCGGAAGGGGCGUGGAGAGAAUUCGCAAUGUUUGCAGGCCCGCGACUUGACAGGAUUAUUGGCUGGGAAAACAAAGUCGCACUUAUUGGAGAUGCCAGCCAUCCCCUCUCCGGUGCUUUUGGUUCUGGUGCAACAUUCGCUAUGGAAGAUGGGUGGAUUCUUGCGCGGGCUCUGGAAUAUACUCAAUCACUUUCCCUUCCGGUUGGAGACGCCCUCGAAAUUUUCAACACGAUCCGGUCUCCAUAUUAUGCUAGGAUGUAUGAGCAUCUGGAUGAAUCGGAAGAAAGGCUGCGAAAAGCUCGAGAAGAAACCAAAAGUUUUGACGAAUUCCUACGUGCCAAGAUUAAGUACUUCCUUUAUGGUGACAAAGAUUUCAUUUACAAGAAUGAUAUCCAAAAGGUGUGGAAAGACUAUAUAGAAGCAGUGGGAAGACACUGA